AUGCGCCCCUUCCUGACCGCCGCAUGGCCGUGCGCUAUCCUCCUCAUCCUUGGCAGUGCGCUACAGUCGCCGGCGGUGGCGAGCUCCGGUGCCGGCCGUCUGGAGUGGCAGGUCAUGACCAGGGCCAACUUCUCGUCCCAGAUCCGGCUCCACCCCCACGUCCUCCUCCUCGCCACGAUGCCCUGGUAUGGUGAGUCCAGAUCACUGAUGGCUGACAUAGAACGUUUGGUUGGUUCCAAUGAGGAGCUUGGUCGCCUCAAGCUGAUGGUUGUAUACAGGAAUUCUGAAAAGUUGCUGACAGAUGCUAUUGGUGCUGCUGAAGGAAUAAAGGUGGUAUACUACCACCGUUCCAUGCAAUUCAAAUAUCAAGGGAAGCUUCGUGCACAUGAUAUACUGUCUGCAGUGCGCUAUAUCAUGUCACUUAAGCAUGAGGAGGCCCCUUUUGAGGUUUUGCAUACACAAGAAGAUGUGGAAACUUUCAUUGAAUCUACCGAUAAAUCUGUAAUCCUUUAUGAAUCCUGUGGAUGGUUCACCAGAUUGGCUCAUGGCGGGAGCAACCAAAGUUAUGAGGCAGCUUCAUCAAAUAACCACACAGAAAAUGUUGACAUUUCUGGGAAGACAAUGACCAGAGAAUCAGAUGGGCCACUAGAGCUUGUUAUAGAGAAUGAAGAACAAACCCUUGGAGUUGGAGGUCAGCUUACUGGUUCUCCUUGGAAAGGUGGUUUUGCCUUGGCAAACGAAAGUGUUUCUGAACAAAUUGGAAACACAAAUGAUGGAUAUAGAAAGUGUACAAUGCAAAAGUUCCAUCAAUUUGAAAGUUUCUAUGCAAAGCUUACUGCUAUAGCAAGAGAAUAUUUGCUUCCCCCAGAAAUAGCUAAAUUUGGUCUUAUAACCGAAAGAUCAUUGUUGCCUUCACUGGAUGUUGUUAAUGAAGGCAACCAGGAGACAUGGUUCGUCACCACUCAUCAUAUGGGAUGCAAAACUUGUUCAGUUAUUGCGAAAGAUGGUGAUGAUCUGAGAAGUCUAGUGCAAUCCCACCAUAAUCUCGGCAUUAAGGAGGUUAGUGCUGAUGAAAGUGGUAGAGAGGCUAUCUUCCCCACAAACAGGCCCUCUGUAAUUCUAUUUAUUGAUAGAUUAUCCCACUCUUCAAAAGUCAGAGAUGAAAGCAAAUUAGUCAUCAAGUUACUAAGGCAGUAUGUGCAAAAUAAUUACCCAUUUCAUGUCAGUAAUGGGGCUCUAAGUAGCAGUACCUCCAAAACACGCUUAAAAGCUGUCCCUUCUUUGAGGAAUACAGGUAUCUCAGAUGCCUAUUCUCAAACAGCAAGGUUGAGUGCUUGGGCCUCUAAGCUUAUGGCACUUGGGGACAAAAUGUCAGUUAUGGUGGUUAAUGAUGGAGAUAGUAUUUCUUACAGAAGUUCUAGCCAAGGUAGUGGUGCUAAUCCUUUAUACGAUGUUCUGACUAAGUUGCUACACAAAGCAAGACCAGGGCAUAGGUCAAAGAAAACAAGGAUAAGUUUAGUUUCACGAGAUGUUGGCCUAAAGAUGUUGUCAGAUGAUUCUGAAAUCAAAGUGGUCAAGUCUCUAUCAGUUGAAGAGAGUGAAUACAAAAGUACUGACGAUGCAUCUGCCACUACAGAUAAUUCCAAUGAUGAUAUUACUGAAGUUUCUGUGGAUGAAACCACAGCAAAAGAGACUGAAUAUAUUGAUGAUGGACAGGCACCAAGUAUACUUGAUAAAUCUCUGGCAACUUACCCUGAUGAACAUGAUAGUGCUCGUGAAUCUAAUGAUACAGAAAUGGAGGACCAAAGCAAAAGUGAAGCUUCAGAUAUGAGUGUUGAUCUUAAGGAAGAUGUCUCCAAUAAUGCAGAUAGUAGUAGUGAAGUUGGAGGUAUGUUGCAUAAACACAUAGUCGAGAAAACAGUUACAGAAGCUUUUCAAAUUUUGGAACAUGAUGAAAGAAACUUGUACGCUGACCAAGAGGAAUCAGUAUCAUCAAACGAGCAAGUUGAUGUAUCUUCAGUCCUGAGUAAAAAAAUCAGUAAAACUGAAGAUGCCAUUUAUGAAAACACAUUCGAUCUAUCUGAAGGAUCAGAAGAAAGUGAUACAAGAUGUCCCCAUCAUGCAACAUGUAGCUCUUCCUGUGUUCCUGUAAGAGAUGACACAGACUUUACUGAUCAGGUAACUUCAAGUAUAUCUGAUGACCGUUUUGCUGGUGCUUUCUACUUCUCUGAUGGUGGUUACAGACUCCUGAGAACUUUAACUGGUGGAUCAAGAAUUCCGUCCCUGGUAAUAAUUGAUCCAGUUCAACAAAAACAUUAUAUAUUUCCCGAGGAAAGCGAGUAUAGCUAUGCUUCUUUACAAAAUUAUCUUGACAGUUUUAUGAAUCAAAGUCUUUCUUCAUAUUACCGUGUUACCUCAUCAGCUAUAAGUUCGAAGGAGCUUCCAAGACCACCUUUUGUUAAUCAUGAUUUCCAUGAGGCAAAUUCGAUCCCACAGUUAACAGCAAGUAGUUUUUGUCCAUUAGUCUUUGGACCCAGAGGUUGUGAUUCAAAAAGUGAAGCAUCAUCAUUUUCAAACACUGAAAAUAUUGCAUCUGGUUGGAACAAGGAUGUAAUGGUGCUUUUCAGCAACUCUUGGUGUGGGUUUUGUCAGCGAGCAGAGCUGGUGGUCCGUGAGUUACACCGAUCAUUUAAGAGCUUUUCGAGCUAUUCAGAUUCUGUAUCUGCAAAUGCUCAAGAUGUCCACAAUGAAGAGAAAAGUGAAGAAUAUGUGAUGAAGGGCUUUCCUGCGAUUUACAUGAUAGACUGCACGUCAAAUGAAUGCCACCAUUUACUAAAAUCUGCAGGCAUGGAAGAACUUUAUCCGACAUUAUUACUUUUCCCUGCGGAGAACAAAAGUGCAAUAGCAUAUGAAGGGGGAAUGUCAGUGCCUCAUUUAAUCGAAUUUUUGGAGUCUCACUUUAGCAAUUCUCGCCAUCUAUUGGAAUAUAAAGGAUUUAUGUGGAAGAAGAGAAUGACAACACAGCUCGAUGCACCACAGGCAAUUCAGUUCCAAGUCAGUGAUAAAGGCAGCGGCAAUGUUGGUUCUGAGUUAUCAAGUCAUCCAGAUGUCGUUACAGGAUCCAUCCUUACUGCCACUGAGAAGCUUGGGACCGCAGUUCCAUUUGAUAAUGCCAAAGUGCUCAUUGUGUCAUCUGAUUCUCAUGAAGGCUUUCAUGGCUUGAUCAUCAACAAGCGAUUAAGCUGGGGUGUCUUCAAGGAUCUGGAUAGCUCGAUGGAGCCUAUUAAGCAUGCCCCACUUUUCUAUGGUGGGCCUGUCGUGGUGCAAGGUUAUCACCUUGUGAGCUUGUCAAGAGUAGCCUGGGAGGGGUACAUGCAAGUAAUACCAGGCGUCUAUUACGGGAACAUAGUUGCCACAAGCCGGGUAGUCACACGGAUCAAGUUGGGCGAGCAAUCUGUCGAAGACCUGUGGUUCUUCCUAGGCUACUCGGGGUGGGGAUACAGCCAACUUUUUGAUGAACUAUCUGAAGGAGCAUGGCUUGUUAGUGGGAAGCCGAUUGAGCAUUUGGACUGGCCGAAGAGUUGA
Molecule: messenger RNA, 3585 nt
Organism: Miscanthus lutarioriparius
Lineage: Eukaryota; Viridiplantae; Streptophyta; Magnoliopsida; Poales; Poaceae
Source: the annotation of a GenBank genome assembly